GCAGCGGCAGCCGCCCUCGCCUCGCCGCCCCCGGUUCGGUGCCCGCGGUCCCGGAGAGGAGGUGCCGCCGCCACCGCCGCUCCCCCCCUCCCGCCGCCCUCGGGCCGGGCUGGGUCGAGCUGCGAUGCCCUCGGACUUCAUCUCAUUGCUCAGCGCGGACCUAGACCUGGAGUCGCCCAAGUCGCUGUACUCGCGAGAUUCUCUGAAGUUACACCCAUCACAGAAUUUUCAUAGAGCUGGACUAUUGGAAGAAUCUGUCUAUGAUCUUCUCCCAAAGGAGUUACAGUUACCUCCAUCUCGAGAAACAUCUGUAGCAUCAAUGAGUCAGACAAGCGGUGGUGAGGCAGGCUCCCCGCCUCCAGCUGUAGUUGCUGCUGAUGCUUCUUCAGCUCCCUCCUCUUCCUCCAUGGGCGGUGCUUGCAGCUCCUUUACCACCUCUUCCAGCCCUACCAUUUAUUCUACCUCAGUCACCGACAGCAAGGCUAUGCAAGUGGAGAGCUGCUCCUCAGCCUUGGGGGUAAGUAACAGAGGGGUAAGUGAAAAGCAGUUAACCAGUAACACAGUUCAGCAGCAUCCAUCAACACCGAAGAGGCACACAGUCUUGUACAUCUCACCACCACCUGAGGACUUGCUGGAUAACAGUCGGAUGUCCUGCCAGGAUGAGGGGUGUGGAUUGGAAUCUGAGCAGAGCUGCAGUAUGUGGAUGGAGGAUUCCCCCUCCAACUUCAGUAACAUGAGCACCAGUUCCUACAAUGAUAACACUGAGGUACCUCGUAAAUCACGAAAACGAAAUCCAAAGCAGAGGCCGGGGGUCAAACGACGAGAUUGUGAAGAAUCUAAUAUGGAUAUAUUUGAUGCCGACAGUGCCAAAGCACCUCACUAUGUGCUUUCUCAGCUUACCACGGACAACAAAGGCAACUCAAAAGCAGGAAAUGGAACAUUAGAAAACCAAAAAGGAACUGGAGCAAAGAAGAGCCCUAUGUUGUGUGGACAGUAUCCUGUUAAAAGCGAGGGGAAGGAGCUGAAGAUUGUUGUGCAGCCUGAGACCCAGCACCGAGCUCGGUACCUGACUGAGGGUAGCCGUGGUUCUGUGAAGGAUAGAACACAGCAAGGCUUUCCUACAGUGAAGCUGGAAGGCCAUAAUGAGCCAGUGGUGCUUCAGGUGUUCGUGGGCAAUGACUCUGGUCGAGUAAAACCCCACGGAUUUUAUCAGGCCUGCAGAGUAACCGGGCGAAAUACAACCCCCUGCAAAGAAGUUGACAUUGAAGGCACUACUGUCAUUGAAGUCGGCCUCGACCCAAGCAACAACAUGACUCUGGCGGUGGACUGCGUAGGAAUCUUGAAAUUGAGGAAUGCUGAUGUCGAAGCGAGAAUAGGAAUUGCUGGUUCCAAGAAAAAAAGCACUCGUGCCAGAUUGGUUUUUCGCGUUAAUAUCACAAGAAAAGAUGGCUCUACUUUGACCCUGCAAACACCAUCUUCUCCAAUUUUGUGUACUCAGCCAGCAGGAGUGCCAGAAAUUCUAAAGAAAAGCUUGCAUAGCUGUUCAGUGAAAGGAGAAGAAGAAGUUUUUUUAAUCGGCAAAAAUUUUCUAAAAGGAACUAAAGUUAUUUUUCAAGAGAAUGUUUCUGAUGAAAACUCCUGGAAGUCAGAAGCUGAAAUCGACAUGGAAUUAUUUCAUCAGAAUCAUCUGAUUGUGAAGGUUCCUCCAUAUCAUGACCAACAUAUAACUUUACCUGUAUCGGUGGGAAUAUAUGUAGUGACCAAUGCUGGAAGAUCUCAUGAUGUUCAGCCAUUUACUUACACUCCAGACCCAGCAACAGCUGGUGCUUUGAAUGUAAAUGUGAAGAAGGAAAUUUCUAGUCCUGCAAGGCCUUGCUCUUUUGAAGAGGCGAUGAAAGCAAUGAAAACUACUGGAUGUAACUUGGAUAAGGUAACUAUCCUUCCAAAUGCUCUGAUCACUCCACUCAUAUCAAGCAGCAUGAUUAAGAGUGAAGAUGUUACUCCAAUGGAAGUAACAGCAGAAAAAAGAUCUUCCCCUAUUUUUAAGACUACAAAAACAGUUGGAUCAACUCAACAAACAUUAGAAAAUAUUUCUAACAUGCCAGGAAGUGGAUCUUUUUCAUCACCAUCUUCCCACUUACCUUCUGAAAAUGAAAAGCAGCAACAGAUUCAGCCCAAGGCAUACAACCCAGAGACCCUAACAACUAUCCAGACACAGGACAUUUCACAGCCCGGGACCUUUCCCACAGUUUCUGCUUCAAGCAGUGAUGCGUUACUCCAGCAGGCUACACAGUUCCAGACCAGAGAAACUCAGUCUCGAGAGGUGUUACAGUCUGAUGGGACAGUUGUUAACUUGUCGCACCUGACUGAGGCGCAGCAGCAGCAGCAGCAGUCACCACUCCAAGAACAAGCACAAACUUUACAGCAGCAGAUUUCAUCAAAUAUUUUCCCACCCCCAAAUAGCGUGAGUCAGUUACAGAAUACAAUUCAGCAUUUGCAAGCAGGAAAUUUCACAGGCAGUACUACUGGUGGCAGCAGCGGAAACGUCGACUUGGUCCAGCAAGUUUUAGAGGCACAGCAACAGUUAUCUUCAGUUCUGUUUUCUGCUACAGAUGGUAAUGAAAAUGUUCAAGAACAGCUUAGCGCAGACAUUUUCCAGCAAGUCAGUCAGAUCCAAAAUAGUGUAAGCCCUGGAAUGUUCUCCUCCACAGAGCCUGCGGUCCAUACCAGACCAGACAAUUUAAUAGCUGCGAGAGCUGAGGGUGUUCAUUCACAGACUGAAAACACGUUAUCAAAUCAACAGCAGCAGCAGCAGCAACAGCAAGUGAUGGAGUCAUCUGCUGCAAUGGUGAUGGAGAUGCAGCAGAGUAUCUGCCAGGCCGCUGCCCAGAUUCAGUCAGAGUUAUUCCCUUCAGCUGCUCCAGCGAACGGAAACCUUCAGCAGUCUCCAGUGUACCAGCAGACUUCUCACAUAAUGAGUGCGUUACCUUCCAGCGAGGACAUGCAAAUGCAGUGUGAAUUGUUUUCUUCUCCUCCUGCAGUUUCUGGAAAUGAAACAGCUACAACCACCACGCAGCAGGUUGCAACCCCUGGCACUGCCCUGUUCCAGACAUCAAGUUCAGGAGAUGGAGAAGAAACUGCAGCGCAAGCGAAACAGAUUCAGAGCAGUGUCUUUCAGACCAUGGUUCAGAUGCAGCAUAGUGGGGACAGUCAGUCUCAAGUUAACCUUUUUCCAACUCCAAAAGGUAUGAUGAGUGUUCAGAAUAGUGGUACCCAACAACAAGGCAAUGGUUUAUUCCCGCAGAGUAAUGAGAUGAUCUCACUCCAACCUGGGAAUUUUUUGCAGCAGUCUUCUCAUUCACAGGCUCAACUUUUUCAUUCUCAGAACUCUAUUGCUGAGGCUCAGAAUCUUUCCCAGGAAACGCAAGGUUCUAUUUUUCAUAGUCCUAGUCCUAUUGUCCACAGCCAGGCUUCUACAACCUCCUCGGAACCAAUGCAGCCUCCACUGUUCCAUUCCCAAAGUACCAUGGCCGUGCUCCAGGGUUCUUCUGUUCCUCAAGACCAGCCACCUGCCAAUAUAUUUCUUUCCCAGAAUCCCAUGAAUAAUCUUCAGACUAACACAGUCGCCCAGGAAGAGCAGAUUUCAUUUUUUGCAGCUCAGAACUCAAUAUCUCCCCUGCAGUCGACUUCCAACCCCGAGCCCCAAGCGGCUUUCCAACAGCAAGCUCCCAUCUCACACAUCCAGACGCCGAUGCUUCCGCAGGAGCAGGCACAGUCCUCACCCCAAGGUCUGUUCCAGCCUCAGGUGUCCCUGGGCUCCCUUCCUCCCAACCAAAUGCCUCAGAACCAACAAGGAACCAUCUUCCCGCCGCAGCACUCAAUAGUUGCCAUCCAGAGUAGCUCUCCGUCCCAGGAGCCACAGCAGCAGCCGCAGCCGCAGCCACAGCAGCAGCCGCAGCCGCAGCCGCAGCAACCACAGGGCAUCUUAUUCAGUAGCCAGAAUACCAUGGCCACCAUGGCGUCUCAGAAGCAGCCGUCGCCGAACAUGAUGUUCAGCCCAAGUCAGAAUCCAAUGGCCAAUCAGGAGCAACAGAAUCAAUCCAUUUUUCACCAACAGAGUAAUAUGGCCCCCAUGAAUCAAGAGCAGCAGCCUAUGCAAUUUCAGAACCAGCCCACGGUGUCCACGCUGCCGAACCCAGGUCCUCCGCAGUCUGAAUCUUCACAGAGCACCUUGUUCCACAGCUCUCCUCAGAUUCAGUUGGUCCAAGGCUCACCCAGUUCUCAAGAGCAACAAGUAACACUCUUCCUCUCUCCAGCAUCCAUGUCUGCAUUGCAGACCAGUAUAAACCAACAAGACAUGCAGCAGUCUCCCCUUUAUUCUCCUCAGAACAACAUGCCUGGCAUUCAAGGAGCCACAUCUUCACCUCAACCGCAACCUGCUUUAUUUCAUAACACUACAGGAGGCACCAUGAACCAACUGCAGAAUUCUUCUGGGUCAUCUCAACAGACUUCAGGAAUGUUCUUAUUUGGCAUUCAAAAUAACUGUAGUCAACUUUUGUCUUCUGGACCAGCCACAUUGCCAGAUCAGUUGAUGGCCAUAAGUCAGCCAGGUCAGCCACAAAGUGAGGCCCAGCCACCAGUGACAACACUUCUUUCUCAGCAAAUGUCAGAGAAUUCUCCAAUGGCGUCUUCCAUAAACACCAACCAGAACAUGGAAAAGAUUGAUUUGCUUGUUUCAUUGCAAAACCAAGGGAACAACCUGACUGGCUCCUUUUAACUGGAGUUAAAUGCCUUGAAGAAAAUUGAUUCCACGAAUACCCUGAGAUCUUGUGGUUCCAUGAGAAUUAUUGAACUGUUACUUUGAAAACAACAAAAUACAAAAAACUGUGAUUGAGUAAAUGGAUAGAUUCUACCCUGACUGCAAAAGAGCACAUCUAUGCUACCUGUUGCAGUGAUUAGCCACCGUUAAUGUCUCCAUAUUUUAUUUCUAAUAACAGUGAUGACUGAGAAUCUUAUAUGUGUUUCCAGCUGACAGAGUUCAUUGUUGGUAUUUUCCUAGGCACUGUUUCUUUAAAAUAAGCAUAGUUUAAAACUCGAAAGCUGGAGGACUCAGUUAUAAUUGCUAUUAGAAAAUAAUUCAUGUUUACUUUUGUUAUUCAUUAUUUUCCUGCAUUGUUUUAGUCAAGUAAUGGCUUUUGAAAAAGUAAGAUUAAAAUCAAACCAAGGCUGUGCUUUUUCAAUAUAAAAAAACACAACUGUUGACCAAAGUGAAGAAAUCUUUUCUUCAGUUGGCCAAAGUAAAGGAAUCUUUUUUUCAGUUUUUAUAGAGAAACUGAAAAACUAUUACUCUGACAAAUAAGCUUAAGAGCUCUCCACAAAUACGAGACCUCUUUACCUAACAAACUGGGGACAGCUGGAAUGCUUUUGAUUUUAUUUUUUCAGAGAGUUAUGAAUUCUCUAUGUUUCUAUUAAAGGGUUUUAGCCAUAACUGUGCUUAAAAAAGUAAUUAACUUGCUCUGUAAAAAGCAAAGGGGAGACUUUAUGGUAAAUUAUGUUCUGACGUCCUCCUGUAGUAGUUUUAACUAACAGUAAUUUGAGUCUGUUUUUUCUUAACCCAGUCUUGGACCUAUGUUCCCUUUUUAUAUUUAUAUUGUAUCCUCCUAUUUCUCACUUUCUUUUAAAUGAUUAGUAAUGUACUGCUAGCUUUGUGACCCUGUAGCAGCUAAGGAAAAGGCCACUUUGAUCUGAGGUAACCCAGUAACUAGCUCCUUCAGCACAGGCAAAGGAGAAGGGUUAUCUUCAGUCCUGAGAAACAAGAAACAAUGCAUUUUAUUUUUUCACGAACGGUGCUGUUCUGAAGUCUUCAAUUCCCCCCCCCCCCCCCAAUAGGAAACAGUAUAAAGUUUAUUUUUUGAAAAAAGCAAACUAAAGUUUCUUGAAAUAUCACUUCUCCCUGAGCGGUAGUGAGUGUAAUUCACUUGUCACCUCAGUGCUUUACAGUUUGAAGUGGUCACUUACUGACGAUUCCCACAAGCCUUAGGCUUUACAGGGUCAUAUCAUUGACUUAAAAUGAAGAAUUAACUCAUGUUACAUCUAUAAAGAGCAAAAUCACACACUCCAGAACUUGCAGUUGUAGCAUUAGUUACACAGUUUUGGGUGUUCUCACCACCCGUGGGAUGCCUGCUUCUCACUACAACCUGUUGUCUGGAUACAUGCUUAUGUCUUUCUUUCCUUUUGGCAUGUAGAAAGCUAUUAAUACAGUUUAUGGCCAAAUUGUGUGUGGCUUCUAUAUGUAGAUAAGAUGUUUUGGUAUUCUUGUCCAUUUUAUUUUUGUAAGUGUAUAAAAAAAAAUAGCCUGCUAGUUGUUUGUUGAGGGCUACUUUUCUGUUUUGGUCUUCGUUCGUUUGUUUCUAUCCUAUACAUUUAGUUGAACUUUGUGGAAUAGUGGUGUUGGUUUUGUUUCUUCCGCCAGAUUCCCCCUGCCCCUUUUGUGAUGGUCUUCCUUCACUCUUUGAAUGUGCUAUUCUUCUGAGUUUUUUCCUCCUUGUCCUCAUAUAUUCUUCCCUGAACCCUCAACCCUUUCUUUCUUUCUCUCUCUGAUUGAGAGGCAUUGAAUUACGUUUUCAGUAGUACAGGCUUCUUGCCGAUAUGAAGGGAACUUUUCAGAAAGAGACCUACUCUGGGUCAUUUAAUUUUGAAUACAGUUUUCAAUCGUUCAAGUUUUGGAUGGUUUAUAUCUAAUGUGUGUUUCAUUUUUUUGGAAAGCUAUAUUUUGUAUUUAGGAAAUGGUAUACUAUUUUGCUAUUUGUACUGAGUGAGUACAUUGGCAUAAAUAUAGAAAUUUAUAUAUAUACAUAUAUAUAAACUAUUCUUUUUUUGCCACACAUUUUUGUGGUAAAUUUGUGAGUUUGUCUGAUGUUCUACCACAACGUGGCGUCUGAUAACCGUGAGGGGGGGAGGGUUUGUUAUGUCUUUAUUGAGUAUUUAAGUAUCUUUUGAAACAAAUGACCUGUUCAUCCGGUGGCCAUUCCAUCAGGCAGUUCCUUAAUGUUAUUGUGGGCUAAAGGCAACUUACUGUGUGUUUGCUGGAUUUUUCACUCAGCAAAAUGUAGAGUAAGGAAACCCAUAAAGGCAGUGUGUCAAAUGGUGUUUCAUAAGAAUGAGCCAUUCUGUCUUUGCUCACUAUAUAUUUAAUAUUUUAUUAUUGUUAUUGUUAUUAUUAAUUGGCUUUCUGUACUCUAUGCCUAUUAUUUAUAAAGACACUAAAAAACAUGUUUGUAAUUUUAAUAACAUUUUCCCCAUCUUGUAAUAUCCAGAACUACUUUAUAAAUUCUCUGAACCAAAAGCAUUUUCCUCAAUAUCUCUUUUCUCUCCACCCUUAUUAGGAAAAAUUACCCAGUAUAGUUCAGGUUGUGAAAAGGACCAGCCACACAAUCCAGUGCUUCAAUUUUAAAGUGUAAAACUGACAGCUGGGGGUUUUCUCAAAGCUUUCCCAGCCGGUAUAAAAACAAGUAGAAAUAAAAUUGUGUUGGAUUUAUUUCUGAGUUUUUCUGAAUUUUUUCCUAACAGAUUACAGAGGAGACUCUUAACCAAAUUCCAAUUAAAAAAAAUAAUUAACACUGCUUUGUGGAUGAAGUGAUGGCGAGAAGACUGGCUUGUGUGCUGAAUUCUGUUCUGUUAUUUAGCAAAGGGUUUAUCAUUGUAAAAUGCAAGUUGCCAAUGCCAAGUCACCAGGGACCAAUAUUCUGUUUUAUAAUAAUUAAGUUUAGAACAGAACAAACACCUGAACUGUAGUACUAUGAUUGAAUGGAGGCAGAAAACCCAAUUUUUAUUUUCGUAAAUUUUGUGGUUAUUUAUACAAGGGCUGUGCUAUGCUACCAUAUUCAUAUUCAGUAAUGAUGGAUUUAAAAUUUUUUUUAACAUUGUUAAAUGUCCCUUACUCUAAAGGUCAAUGUUAACUUAAGGACGCAUAUCUUAAUAUACAAUUUGGUUACAAAAAGUAUUUGUCUUCUUAUUGAAGAAUUGCUCAGUGGUCAGUGGUUGAUACAUGUGCUAAUUAAUAAUACAGUUUCAGAUUACUGUUACAAGUUGUUGCUUUUUUAAAGAAGACAGUGAGCCAGCAAAGGCCUUGAAAACAAUUUUUUAUGUAUUUAUGGCAGAAAGACUAAAUUAUGAACCACAUUUUAUUACUUUACACUGUUACGUUCUUGCUUUUAGCAACUCACAUUAAUGCUUGGAGCUUAUCUCUGUGUAUGUAUGUUUUUCUUUAUUGUCAUUCCAUUUUAUAACAAUACCAACAAUGGGGGAAGGUAAAAUUACAAGUCAUUUUGUUUCCAAGCUUUUUCAUGUUGUGUUUGUAAUAAGAUAAAAUAAUCAUGUCAUUAUUUAGCCAAUGUAAAUCUGUUUUUAUUAGUCACUCUGGAGCAGGUUGUUUUAAAGGCUUUGUUUAUUAUACGUGCACUGUUAAUAAGGGACUUACUUGCUUUUCUUCCUCCGUUCUUCCUUGCCUCUCUUUUUUUUCUUUUU
Sorex fumeus (smoky shrew) is the source of this 8526-nucleotide messenger RNA. It is a transcript of the gene NFAT5, whose product is annotated as nuclear factor of activated T cells 5. NCBI's taxonomy places the organism in Eukaryota, Metazoa, Chordata, Mammalia, Eulipotyphla, Soricidae. Gene Ontology annotation, biological process: calcineurin-NFAT signaling cascade; cytokine production; regulation of transcription by RNA polymerase II. The transcript is spliced from 15 exons. Gene Ontology annotation, molecular function: transcription factor binding; DNA-binding transcription factor activity, RNA polymerase II-specific; RNA polymerase II cis-regulatory region sequence-specific DNA binding. Gene Ontology annotation, cellular component: transcription regulator complex. The coding region runs from base 125 to 4777 and encodes 1550 amino acids. The record is from RefSeq and is a predicted model, not a curated record.